Molecule: messenger RNA, 1427 nt
Organism: Dermatophagoides pteronyssinus (European house dust mite)
Lineage: Eukaryota; Metazoa; Arthropoda; Arachnida; Sarcoptiformes; Pyroglyphidae
Product: TBC1 domain family member 13
Biological process (GO): intracellular protein transport; activation of GTPase activity
Molecular function (GO): GTPase activator activity
Source: RefSeq, a predicted model, not a curated record
AUUCGAUCAUUGCCUUCAAAACUAUAAUUAGAUUGAUGAUAAUAAUGAUUACGCCAAUUUUUUAGAAAUAAUAAUUAUCUAAUAUAUUUUUUCUGCUCAAUCAUCACGUUUAUUUUGUUUUUUUUUCUAUUCUUAAUGAAUGGCUUUCAAACAAAGGAUACAAUCAUUUUAUGAUCUGAUUUAUGAAGAACGUUUAGAGGUAGUAUCAGCUCUUGACAUAAGCCGAUUGCGAAAGAUCUGUUUUGAAUCAGGAUGUCCUGAUGAUGAUAAACAUAUCCGUUCAAUUGUAUGGAAGAUACUACUCGGUUAUUUGCCCAUCAACCGAAAUGAAUGGAACAAUUGUUUACAACAAAAGCGCCAACUUUAUCAAGAAUUUAUUCGUGAUCUGAUAAUUGAGAAUAGUAGCAUUGGGCAAUCACAAGAUGAUCAUCCUUUAAACACUGAUCCGAAUAGUCAUUGGAAAAAUUAUUUUCGUGAAAAUGAAAUUCUUCAACAAAUUGAUAAAGACGUCCGUCGUCUUUAUCCAGACAUAUCAUUUUUUCAGCAAAAAAUUGCUCGUAAAUUCGAUUCUUCUGACAGUGAUAUUCUUUCUGGACGUAUGAACAAUUCGGCUCAUAGUAUCGAUGUUAUCAAGGAUUGUUUCGGAAUGACCGAAAUACGUAAAAACAAAGUGUACGAUCAAAAUCAAUAUAUUGAUCCCAUGGCAGCUGAUUCGAAUGACGGAGAAUUUCAUUGGCAGGUUGUGGCUAGAAUAUUAUUCAUAUAUGCUAAACUUAAUCCUGGCCAAGGUUAUGUUCAAGGAAUGAACGAAAUCAUUGGACCAAUAUAUUAUGUAUUUUCAAAUGAUUCUAAACUGGAAUGGCGUACUCAUAGUGAAGCCGAUACAUUUUGGUGUUUCACCAGUCUAAUGAGCGAGAUUCGUGACAUUUUCAAUAAACAUGCGGAUUCUGAUCGUUCAUCCGGUAUUGUAAGUCGAAUGGAUCGGCUAGUACAAAUAUUGAGCAAAGAAGAUCUGGAAUUGUGUCAACGGAUAAAUUUAAUUCAGGGAAUUAAGCCUCAUUAUUAUGCAUUCCGUUGGAUAACAUUGUUGCUAUCACAAGAGUUUCCAUUGCCUGAUGUUCUUCGUCUUUGGGACUUUAUGUUUUCUGAUGAGAAUCGAUUUGAUUUUCUUCUUAAACUUUGCUGUUCAAUGAUUAUAAUACUACGUGACCAAUUGAUGAGUGGAGAUUUCGCAAACAAUAUGAAAUUGUUACAGAAUUUUCCAGAUUCUAUCGAAAUAACAUUUAUUGUUGCUCGCGCCAAAACUAUACAGACUUCUUAGCCCUGAAGUCUAAUCUGUAAUUUUUAUACAAAUUUUCUAUCAACCCGUUGAGUCCGCUUAUUUUCUAUAACAAAAAAUGCUCCAUUCUUUUAUUUUUAAUGAAUAG